Molecule: messenger RNA, 1215 nt
Organism: Lampris incognitus (smalleye Pacific opah)
Lineage: Eukaryota; Metazoa; Chordata; Actinopteri; Lampriformes; Lampridae
Product: interferon-inducible GTPase 5-like
Exons: 1
Coding region: 1-1215 (404 amino acids)
Cellular component (GO): membrane
Molecular function (GO): GTP binding
Source: RefSeq, a predicted model, not a curated record
AUGUCUGAGCAUAUCUACGAAAAUCCCGAUCUCAUCUUUGAGACGAACUAUGAGAAGACUAUCUUCGAAAGUCCCGACGUCAUUAAUGACAUGCACAACUAUGUGAAAAUGAAGCCCAACGAGUCAUCUGCCAAGGCGAAGACGCAGCUAGAGCAGCUGGAUAAUGUGACUCUGAACAUCGCCAUUACUGGAGAGAGUGGGGUGGGGAAGUCCACCUUUGUCAACGCAUUACGGGGGAUCAACGAUGAAGACGAUGGAGCCGCCGAAACUGGAGUGACGGAGACCACCAUGAAUCCCAUAAGCUACAGCCACCCCACCAUGCCCAAUGUGUACAUCUGGGACCUGCCAGGGAUCGGGACCCCCAACUUCAAAGCCAAGAAGUAUCUGAAGGACAUCAAGUUUGAUAACUUUGACUUCUUUAUCAUCAUUGGCUCACUCAGGUUCAAAGAGAAUGACAUCAUGCUGGCCAAAGAGAUCAAGAAAAUGAAGAAAAUGUUCUACUUUGUCCGAUCAAAAAUUGACCAAGACCUCCAGGCGGAGGCACGGAAAAAGGGCUUUGAUGAGGAGCACGUCCUCUCCAGGAUCAGGCUCAGCUGCAAAGAAAACCUGUUGCCCAUUGGAAACCCAAAGGUCUUUCUCAUCUCCACCUUUCAACUUGGAAAAUAUGAUUUCCAGAGGCUGAUCGACUCCUUGGAGGAAAACCUGUCGGACCACAAGUGGUCGGCCCUGAUUCAGUCCCUGCCUGUUUGCUCGCUGGGCAUGAUUGAGAAAAAAACCCAGGAGCUGUACAGAACUGCUGCAGCUGCCGCAACUGCUGCUGCAACCACAGCAGGUGUCCCUCUUCCCGGCUUUUCAGUUGGCUGUGAGAUUGGCAUCAUGCAGAAAUACCUGCAGACAGCUCACAUGUCCUUCGGGCUGGAUGACAAAUCCAUUGAGAGACUGGCACAGCGAGUCAACAAGCCAAGAGAUGAGCUGAAAUCAGUGAUGAAAUCUCGCUUUGCUGCAGGGGUUAAUAAGACCGUAGUGGCCAAUAUGUUUCGCACGACAUCCAUGGUGGCGGCAAAGGCUGUUGAAGUCUUCUUGACGGGAAUACCUGGCUUUGGGAACCUCCCGGCAAUGGGGAUAGCAUUUGGCACAACCCUGACACUUCUACGUAACUCAGUUAAAGAAAUGGCAGAGGAUGCCAAAGCAGUGAUUACUGCAGCAGGUUUGUAA